Phaedon cochleariae (mustard beetle) is the source of this 1090-nucleotide messenger RNA. The record is from the annotation of a GenBank genome assembly. Lineage: Eukaryota; Metazoa; Arthropoda; Insecta; Coleoptera; Chrysomelidae.
CAUGUAUUUUAUCGCUGUAGUUCGGUAGAAACUUUCGAAGAAUUUAGAGCUUGGCUCUGGAAAAUAAUGGCUCUGAAAUGGGGUGUCGCUGGUGCUGGUAGGAUUUCGCAUGAUUUCGUCACCGCAGUUCAAACUUUACCUCCCUCUGAUCACCAAAUAGUCGCUAUCGCAGCUAGAUCGAAAAGCAACGCCGAAAAGUUCGCCAAAGAGCAUGGAGCAUUGCGAUCCUACGAGGGAUAUUUGGGGCUAGCCCAAGAUAAAGAUGUUGAUAUCGUAUACAUUGGUAACCUGAACAAGCAGCAUUUUGAGACUGCGAAAAUGAUGCUGGAGCACGGGAAACACGUCUUAUGCGAAAAACCAUUCACAAUGAACGAGAAGCAAACAAGAAAGCUGUUCAGCAUCGCCAGAGAGAAGAAACUGUUUCUCAUGGAGGCAGUGUGGUCGAGAUUUUUCCCCGCCUACGAGGAGAUGAGACGAAUCAUAGAUGCCGGGGAGAUAGGAGAUGUUUUGUUCGCUUCCGUCCAUUUUGGAUUUGCUCUGCAACAGGUGGACAGAGUGACGAAACUAGAUAUGGGAGGAGGUGCAAUCCUAGACUUGGGAAUCUACAUCCUGCAGUUCCAGCAGUACGUCUUCAGGGGUCUCAAACCGAUCAAAGUAGUGAUCAACGGCCAUUUGAACAGUCACGAAACCGACGAGUCCUGUGGAGCUAUCAUAACCUAUCCCAAUGGCAAGAUGGCUGUGGUCAGUGCUUCGGCGAGAGUGGCACUACCCAAUGAGGCAACUGUCGUUGGUACCAAAGGUACUUUGAAGCUUCCAGACUUUUGGUGUCCCACCAAACUGAUAACUCCAGAAGGUACGAAGGAGUACCCCCUUCCUGAGAGUUCAGUGCCAUUUCUUCAUCACCAAAGUGCUGGAUUGAGUUAUGAGGCUGAGGCAGCCAGACAGUGCAUCAAAGCAGGACUGAUUGAGUGUAGCAACAUAACUCAUGAUGAAUCAACAGAGCUGGCCAGAUUGAUGGACCUCAUGAGGAAAGAACUGGGUGUUGUGUUUCCAGAGGAUUCUCAAGAAUUUUAAGUCAAAUUGUAUAUAG